AUGAAGAAACACAGAGGCAUCCGUAACCACGUGUGCAAUGUGUGCACCAAGGCCUUCUACGAGGUGUCCAAGCUUAACGCGCACAUGAGGGUUCAUACUGGUGAACGACCAUUCGAAUGCCAAUACUGCGAGCGCCGCUUCGCCCAACAGUCCGCGCUGAUCUACCACCGGCGUACGCACACUGGUGAAAAACCUUACAGCUGCAAACUAUGCGCAGCUCGGUUUACCACCUCAUCGGCCAGGAAUAACCACCUGGUCACACACUCUGGCAAUAAGAGGUUCGUGUGUCCAGUGUGUUUCAAGGGCUGCACGUCGCGCGCGGAGCUCCGCGUGCACUCGAGCAAACACACAGGGGAGAAACUGUUCGGCUGCACGCUCUGCUCGGCUCGCUUCAGCUCGGCGUCGCACCUCGCGGUGCACAGGCGGCAUCACACCGGCGAACGGAAAUAUAGCUGCAACGUUUGUGGUCGAGGUUUUAUGGAGACCGGUUCGUACAAGAAGCAUCUGAAAACACACGAAGUUAAGCCCGAAGAUUCUUCAGAGUCCACGGAAAUGGAUAAGGGGGAGGAGGAAGACAGUCAAACAGGGGAAGAGCAGGAGAGUCCUCAGUCCGAGGUCCAAGAGCAGAUCGAGAUAGAAGUGCCGCAGGCGCAGAGGCGAUACAAGUGCGGGAUCUGCGUGAAGACUUACAUGUAUCUGCACAGUUUGAAGAAACACAUGGCUACACAUAUACCGCCACAACAGCAGCAGCAACAGCAACAACAACAGCAGCAGCAGCAACAACAGCAACAAGUGCAACAGGUCCCACAAAUCCAAGUGCAACAACAGCAAGUCCAGCAACAGCAGCAAGUGUCGGUGCAGCAAGUCGGCGCGCAGCUGCAGCAGCAAGUGCUGCAGGUCGGCGGCGUGCAGCAGCUGACGCUGCCGCAGCAGCCCUCAUUCGUACAGCAAGUCGGCGCGCAGCUGCAGCAGCAAGUGCUGCAGGUCGGCGGCGUGCAGCAGCUGACGCUGCCGCAGCAGCCGUCAUUCGUACAGCAGCAAGUGUCGGUGCAGCAAGUCGGCGCGCAGCUGCAGCAGCAAGUGCUGCAGGUCGGCGGCGUGCAGCAGCUGACGCUGCCGCAGCAGCCGUCAUUCGUACAGCAGCAAGUGUCGGUGCAGCAAGUCGGCGCGCAGCUGCAGCAGCAAGUGCUGCAGGUCGGCGGCGUGCAGCAGCUGACGCUGCCGCAGCAGCCGUCAUUCGUACAGCAGCAAGUGUCGGUGCAGCAAGUCGGCGCGCAGCUGCAGCAGCAAGUGCUGCAGGUCGGCGGCGUGCAGCAGCUGACGCUGCCGCAGCAGCCGUCAUUCGUACAGCAAGUUGGCGCGCAGCUGCAGCAGCAAGUGCUGCAGGUCGGCGGCGUGCAGCAGCUGACGCUGCCGCAGCAGCCGUCAUUCGUACAGCAGCAAGUGUCGGUGCAGCAAGUCGGCGCGCAGCUGCAGCAGCAAGUGCUGCAGGUCGGCGGCGUGCAGCAGCUGACGCUGCCGCAGCAGCCGUCAUUCGUACAGCAGCAAGUGUCGGUGCAGCAAGUCGGCGCGCAGCUGCAGCAGCAAGUGCUGCAGGUCGGCGGCGUGCAGCAGCUGACGCUGCCGCAGCAGCCGUCAUUCGUACAGCAGCAAGUGUCGGUGCAGCAAGUCGGCGCGCAGCUGCAGCAGCAAGUGCUGCAGGUCGGCGGCGUGCAGCAGCUGACGCUGCCGCAGCAGCCGUCAUUCGUACAGGCUGGACACUCCCCGUACCCUGUGAUAUCGUCAGUGCAAUCUUUGCAGUUGCAGCAAACGCAGCAACACGUUAACACGCAACAGCCGCAGCUACAGGUGCAGACCAUACAGAUACAUCCCCAGCACCAACCGAUACAGAUCCAUGCGGUGGGCGUGCAGCAGGUGCAGCAACAGCAACUGCACGUGGCCACGUCCAGCUGUCAGACCAUGCUGCCCAACAUACUGCAGCUGGGCGGCGGCACGGUGGCGGUGUCGGGGCUGGGCGGCGCGGACCUGGGCGGCGUGGCGCACCGCAUCAUCCUGCAGCCGCCGCAGCACCCCGCCGUCUACACGCUGCACCACUAG
This is a messenger RNA of Cydia fagiglandana, 2097 nucleotides long. RefSeq lists its product as uncharacterized. The record is from RefSeq and is a predicted model, not a curated record. The transcript has 18 exons. The coding region runs from base 1 to 2097 and encodes 698 amino acids. Gene Ontology annotation, molecular function: DNA-binding transcription factor activity, RNA polymerase II-specific; RNA polymerase II cis-regulatory region sequence-specific DNA binding. Lineage: Eukaryota; Metazoa; Arthropoda; Insecta; Lepidoptera; Tortricidae. Gene Ontology annotation, biological process: regulation of DNA-templated transcription.